Molecule: messenger RNA, 606 nt
Organism: Rotaria sordida
Lineage: Eukaryota; Metazoa; Rotifera; Eurotatoria; Philodinida; Philodinidae
Source: the annotation of a GenBank genome assembly
AUGGAAGAUCUUCAACGUGGCUCGACUAUUCAUCGUCUCAUUUCAUCAUGUAUAAAAGAUGAUUAUUACAUAUCAGCAUCAUUAAUUCAUUUGUAUAUGCAGUGUGGUGAUAUAAUAAAUGCUCUAUUAUUAUUCGAUACAACAACAAAAAAAAACAUUAUCAAUAUAUUUCUUAAAGGUUAUAUAAAAAAUAAUCAACCAAAUAAAGCAAUUGAUCCUUUCAAUGAAAUUAAAAACCCUAAUGAAAUUAUUAUAAAUCUUUUAUUUAAUGCUUCUUUUCUUCUUUCAACUUCUCUAUUUGAUGCAUUGAUUAAAUGUAGUGAUUGUUCAAAUGCAGAAAUAGUUUUUACAAAAAUAACAAAAUCUAUAACUCAUUAUGGAAAUCUAAUGAAUGGAUUUAAUAAAGAAAAUAAUACUUUAAAAACAUUAAAUUUAUUUAAUCAAAUGAAACUUGAUGGUUUUGUAUUAGAUUUAAUUAUUUAUCUUUGUGUUCUAAAGGCUUUAUCGAAAAUUGGUGAUGAGUCAAUAUGUCAAAGUAUAGUUAAACAAAUUCCUUAUUCUUUUCUUGUUGAUAAUAAUAUUCAAAAUGCAUUAAUCGAUAUGUGA